CAUUGUCAAUUGUCCUGUUUUAAUACGGAUAAAUUACGAGCACUUCUAAAAUUAAUAAAUAAAAGUGUUUAUUUUAAUCGUUUUGCUGUUGUGAUUUAUCGGACUUGAACUGACUGAAUCAUUAUUUCCAAGAGCUCUUGCAAAAAGUGGGACUUGUUAAUUUGAUUCUAUAGUUGAGUGGUAAUGAGACGUUAAGUGGUAAUCAAUAAAACAUUGUAACAGUUUUGUGAUUGAGCUGUUAUUAUAAGUAAAUUCUGUGCAACAUCAUUUAUUGGGCUGUGACUUGAAAUCUAUUUUAUGGAAAUUUAUAGAGCUUUUAAAUAUUAUAAUUAUUUAGUGUGGCAUGUUUUAAUUGGCUUAGAAUAUAAACAAACUAUGGUGCGAUGUGGGUAACUACGUGAAGAUGUCAGCUGCUGCGGAGACGCUGCCGGCGCCGAACGUACGUCCGCACGCUCCUCCCGCCACUACGCCCGCGCCACCGCCAGCGCCGGCCGCCCGCCGCUCUAAUGGCAAGCACAUUGUGCACUGGUUCCGGAAAGGCCUGCGCCUCCACGAUAACCCAGCGUUAAAGGAGGGCCUGCUAGACGCAGCUACCUUCAGAUGCGUAUUCAUUAUUGAUCCAUGGUUCGCUAGUUCUUCUAAUGUUGGCAUCAACAAAUGGAGGUUUCUGCUGCAAUGUUUGGAAGACUUAGAUAGUAGUUUACGGAAACUUAAUUCGCGUCUGUUCGUGGUGCGAGGACAACCCGCGGACGCUUUACCUAAAUUGUUCCGAGAAUGGGGUACCACUGCGUUGACCUUCGAAGAGGAUCCCGAGCCGUACGGACGGGUGCGGGAUCACAACAUUAUGUCAAAAUGCCGCGAGGUUGGCAUCACUGUCACAUCUCGUGUAUCCCACACGUUAUACAAACUAGAUCAAAUUAUAGAACGAAAUGGUGGCAAAGCGCCUCUCACGUACCACCAGUUCCAGGCCUUGAUUGCCAGUAUGCCUCCUCCUCCGCCUGCAGAAGCGCCGAUAUCAGCUCAAAUGCUAAACGGUGCAACCACGCCCCUAACCGAUGACCACGACGAUCGGUUUGGAGUACCGACUCUCGAAGAACUUGGAUUCGAAACCGAGGGAUUAAAACCUCCCGUUUGGAUUGGAGGGGAGAGUGAAGCUCUAGCUAGGUUAGAACGACAUCUAGAAAGGAAAGCGUGGGUGGCUUCAUUUGGUCGGCCAAAGAUGACUCCGCAGUCAUUGCUGGCAAGUCAAACAGGCUUAUCACCAUACUUAAGGUUCGGUUGUUUGUCAACGAGAUUAUUUUAUUAUCAGUUGACAGAAUUGUAUAAGAGAGUCAAAAGAGUAAGACCUCCACUAUCCCUUCAUGGACAGAUACUAUGGAGAGAAUUUUUCUAUUGUGCGGCGACACGUAAUCCUAACUUUGAUCGCAUGGAAGGGAAUCCUAUUUGCGUCCAAAUCCCAUGGGAAAAGAACCAAGAAGCUCUAGCGAAAUGGGCUAGUGGUCAAACUGGGUUCCCAUGGAUAGACGCAAUAAUGAUACAAUUAAGAGAGGAAGGCUGGAUCCAUCAUUUAGCCAGACAUGCAGUAGCCUGCUUCCUAACUAGAGGAGACUUGUGGAUCUCCUGGGAAGAAGGAAUGAAGGUGUUCGAUGAAUUGCUUCUCGACGCCGACUGGUCGGUCAAUGCUGGCAUGUGGAUGUGGCUCUCGUGCUCAUCAUUCUUCCAGCAGUUUUUCCACUGCUAUUGUCCAGUGCGUUUCGGUCGCAAAACCGAUCCUAACGGUGAUUUCAUAAGGAGAUACAUUCCUGCGUUAAAGAAUAUGCCAACACGGUACAUCCAUGAGCCGUGGGUGGCUCCAGAAUCGGUGCAGCAGUCGGCACGGUGCAUCAUUGGCCGUGACUAUCCGUUACCCAUGGUGGAUCACUCGAAAGCGUCUCAAGUCAAUAUAGAACGUAUCAAACAAGUGUAUGCGCAACUCGCAAAAUAUAAACCGCAAGGCACAUUGAAUCCCAAUGCUGUGCAGAGGCCAAAUGUAAUGCAGUCGUCACCGAGUCCGAAUUCGAUUAUCACCAGCAUCAACCAGUCUAACUACCUCUGCAGCCAGGCCCCUGAACCCCAGACAACAACACCACAAAUAAUUCCAUAUAAAGACAACGAUGUCGUAUUCCAAAAACCAAUGAACCAUCGGUCUAUGAAACCAUCAUUUAAACAAGUUGUCAUUGUACAGAAAAAGCAAAAUACCAAUGUCAUACAAACAGUUUCUAACUGUACGUCACAAUCAAAGGAAAACUAUAUUGUAAAUGGUCAACUAGACGGUUCUUACAAAACGCCGAUGAAUGACAAUAUACAAUCACCUAAACAAGAAAACUAUGACUUCAAAAACUUAGUUAUCAACAACUAUGUGCAAGGCUAUUCUAACAAUCCAGAAAUUUUUCAGAAUGAACAGUCAAAUAAAAAUGAAUUGUUCGCACAACAAACUUUGAAAAUUAAUAAUUUUAAUUACGAAAAACAGAAAUAUUACUUAUCGUCUUAUACCGACAAUGAUGUUCGACUAUCAGACGUACACAAUGACGCGCCCCCUCCGUAUGAGAGAGAGCUCAACGACACCAACAUGUCCUUCAACCAAGAAGAUAAAAAUGAAGCUGUAAAAGACAAAGCUAUUGAAAACACUUGCUUGCAUCCAAUGUCAAUAAAUGAUGAAGGAUCAAUGUCAAAUGAAAAUUGCCAGAAUAAUCGAUCUAAUGAAUGUGGAUUUAACUCCUCAAAUGAUAAUCAAGAAUAAUAAGUAAUAGGUAAAAACAACAUAGAUUAAUUAGUCAUAAUCUAUUUAGGUACAGUCCAAACCCAUGCAGAGGAUAUAUAAAUUGAAAACUUGGUGUUACAUUGUACAGUGGCAUAAUGUGCACCUCUGCCUACCUUUGAGGAUAAAAAGUGUGAUGUUAUGUUAUGUCUUUUAUAAGAAAAUAAUUUGUCAAAGCAGCCAAAUCAAAUAGCUUAAUUGAUGAUUAUAAUAUAAUGCUGAAAGAACAAUACAUAUAUAAAUAUAUAUAUUGUGGUCAAAGUAACGUAAAGUAACAAUUAGUUGCGUGUAAUGUGUGCAUGCUAAAAUUUUUAAAUCUGAUAAUAUAUCCGGCCAGGCAGAUCUCUAAAAUUAGGGUGGAUAAUUAUAAUUUUACGAUAAAAUUACAAGAAUGUUAGCUAAUAAAUGUUUCUAUACA
This is a messenger RNA of Spodoptera litura, 3215 nucleotides long. It is a transcript of the gene cry2, whose product is annotated as cryptochrome 2. Gene Ontology annotation, molecular function: DNA binding; FAD binding. Gene Ontology annotation, cellular component: cytoplasm; nucleus. NCBI's taxonomy places the organism in Eukaryota, Metazoa, Arthropoda, Insecta, Lepidoptera, Noctuidae. Gene Ontology annotation, biological process: circadian regulation of gene expression; negative regulation of DNA-templated transcription; entrainment of circadian clock by photoperiod. The record is from RefSeq and is a predicted model, not a curated record.